Messenger RNA from Carassius carassius (crucian carp), 2863 nucleotides. RefSeq names its product 7SK snRNA methylphosphate capping enzyme-like. Gene Ontology annotation, molecular function: RNA methyltransferase activity; S-adenosylmethionine-dependent methyltransferase activity; snRNA binding. Bases 373 to 2520 code for a protein of 715 amino acids. Gene Ontology annotation, biological process: snRNA modification. The record is from RefSeq and is a predicted model, not a curated record. Lineage: Eukaryota; Metazoa; Chordata; Actinopteri; Cypriniformes; Cyprinidae. The transcript has 5 exons.
CGUCCACACACAGCGAGACUCCGCAGCUCGUGAUUAAGUUCAUCCGACUAAGCGCAGUAGUUUAGGGGUUAAAACAAUAAACAGAAAGCGACCAUUGUGAUCAUUUCCUCCACACAGCCUACCGACAUUCCGAAGUAGUGUUCGUUAGUGUUUCACAAAGCGUUAGUUGAAGGGGCGUGUCCACUGAACGUGUUGUUUUGGGUUCGAGCCCCGUGUGUUGAGCUCAGCGCGGAUCCUGGUCAGCUGUCUUUGGGUUCUCUCCCCCUAAUUCUCUUCUUCGUGCUGGUUCUGCUGUGUUGUGUAUUAUUCAUGAAUGUCGUUUGGAGGCGGAGACUCUGAAGAUCCAUGCCUCCUCCAGUGUCAGCCUGAAAAAUGUUAGAGAUGUCAUUUGACAAAGAAACUGUUUUAUCUUGUGAGGGGCAAACAGACCUCACUUCCCAACAGCACCCAGAACUUACUAGAAAUGAUACCAGCACUCUCCAACCGUCCCGGAAGACCACAGUUAUAAACCUCAGCGAAGAGGCAGGGAGUGAGAAGUCACUGGAAGACAGAGAGAAAACCGCUAGCACAGAGAACGAUGCUGUAAGUGAGAGUGGGGUUGCUGGGGUCGAAGCGUUUACACAAAACGGCACCCAGCAGCCCAAACCUCAACAGCAGAAAGUCAGUAAGCGGCGCAGCACAAUGAGCGCUGGAUUCAAGCACCCCAGUUAUGGUAAACGACGCCGCCGUGCCAACUCUGAGAGCGAGUCGGUCCUGCCAACCAAUUUCCUGCUGGGCGGGAACAUCUUUGACCCUCUCAACCUUAACAGCCUUUUGGAUGAAGAAGUGAACCGGGCUCUCAACGCAGAGACGCCCAAGUCCUCGCCAUUACCGGCCAAAAGCAGAGACCCCGUAGAGAUCCUGAUACCCAGAGACAUCACAGACCCCCUCAAUCUCAACUGCCCCAGUGCAGGGGACGGCAGUCUGUUGGUGUCUCCCCUGAAAAGUGGCGGAGGCAGGCGAAGACAUCGGAACAAGCACCAUGGAGGGAGUGCUGGGAAAGCCUCGGGUGAAGGAAUAGUCACACAGAUCGAUUUACCAGAGUCUGAUGGCUGUGCAGGAGGACGAGACGAGGGAACAACAGCGCUCUCCGCAACGCCUCCGCACUCGCAUGUCCCUGAGGACCAAACCCAGUCGGACUCGGCUCGACUCGAGGCUCAGGGUUCAAGUAAACCCAGUUUAACCACAAACGGUGGUGAGGCGAAGGAGAAAACCAUUGACAUGUCAACCGCAGCUCCUUCAAGUAGACCGCGCAAACGCAGGCGGGCCGGAAGCAGACCGGAGAGCGCAGACCGCUCGGAUGGGAUGAGAAACUGGGGUCCGAGAUCUGGGGGGCAUUUCCAGCCCUCUCACACCCCAGAGACGUCGCAACCGCAUCCAAACCACUGGAGGUCGCAGAGCAACAGCAAUCAGCACCAACAACAGACCAAAAAGAAGUUUCAAUAUGGCAACUAUAACAAAUACUAUGGCUAUCGCAACCCUGGGCUGAGCGAGGAUCCUCGUAUCCGUGUAAUGAAUCCCGAGUGGUUCAGAGGGAAGGAGGUUUUAGAUCUGGGUUGCAACACUGGCCACCUGACUCUAACAAUCGCCAGAAAUUGGCGACCGGCGCGGAUUGUGGGCCUGGAUAUCGACGCAGCGCUGAUACAUGCAGCUCGGCAGAAUAUACGCCAUUACCUCUCUGAGGUUCACACGGAGCAGGCCAGACGCUCCGGGGAAAACGGGGAGGAGAGUCGAGGAGAAGGGAGCGAAGAAAAGAGUCAGAGGAAGGAGAAAGACGAGGAGAGUUUUAUUGUGAAAGAGGAGGAGGGUGAGAACAAAACCAAGCGUGUGGAUGAAGUGAACAAAUGCACGGUCGAAGGAGGAGUGGAAGUUGGUCGAGAGGAAAGGGAGAUUGAAAGCACCGAGGCUGAUUGUGGAGGAACGAGUGGGAAAGAUGAAGCAUCGGUUGGUCUCCCUGAUGGGAAGCAUUCGUUCCCUGUCUCGCUCCAGAUCUCUAGAGGACCCAUAGUUGGCCCGCCUCUGCCUGAGAUAAACACAGACCGUCUCCCUCCUGGAGAUUUUCCUGCCAACGUCACCUUUGUCAAGGGGAACUAUGUGCUGGAAAAUGAUAUGUUGCUGCAGACGCAAAGAGAAGAGUAUGAUGUGGUCCUGUGUUUGAGCGUGACAAAAUGGGUCCACUUGAACUGGGGUGAUGCAGGACUCAAGCGGCUCUUCCACAGGGUAUACAAGCACCUGCGGCCGGGAGGACUCUUCAUUUUGGAGCCCCAGCCCUGGAACUCCUACGGCAAGAGAAAGAAACUCACUGAGACCAUCUUUAAGAAUUACCAUAGCAUCCGGUUGAAGCCGGACCGGUUCUCCUCGUACCUGACUACAGAGGUGGGCUUCUCCAGUUACGAGCUCAUCGCAACAUCACAGAACUAUUCUAGAGGUUUUCAGAGACCAAUUUACCUUUUCCACAAGGGACGCUCGCCUCAAAAGUGACGGCAACAGUUUAACCGCCAACCUUGAGAAGAAAACACAAGACUUGGAUUUUGAAAACAACCAGCAUUUGAAGCCACUGGAACUUUAAAGAUAUUUUUCUUAGGAAGUAGAUUUUCAAUAUUUUGAACUCUUGAAUGGAAUCUCAUUGGUGCUGAAUUAGCAUUAAGUUGUUAAUGCUAAAUUGAAUUAGAAUGAAAUUGUUCCCCUGCCCUUGAACAUAAAGGAAAAUAUCCAUUGCAGUUUUACUGAAGAUUUACAGGUGCAAAUCAGAGUUCCCCCCUAACUCAAGCAAGCGGUUUUCAUCUCGCGUGUGAAGAAGCUCAGAGUUAAAUUCAAAGUACUU